UAACUUACUCACUAUUUAGCUACAGCUCCGUUAGCUUUAGUCAUAGCUACCGCUGGAAGCUAAGCUAACGAGGCUAAUCCAAACUAAGGAGCAGCAUGGGUUAAAGAUUGAAGUCGGGUUGAUGAUACGUACAACGUAAAGUUAUUUGGUUAAAUUGAGGUAAAAAAAGGAGCAGGGAACCGUGUGUCCAUUUUUUAGAAGACAGAAAGAGUUAAAAAAACCGACAUUCAGGUGUGGAGAUACUUCCGGGAUUAUUCAAAGGUGUGUGUACACUCUCUCUCUCUCUCUCUCUCUCUCUCUCUCACACACACCGACAGACAGACAGGUGUGUCGUCUCUACCUCAUCUCAAUAUCACUGUGUGUGUGUGUGUGUGUGGCUUCUUAUUCACAAACUGAUGGAUUUUACCGCAAACUUUUCCAGUGUUGAGCUUCCACUCUGUGACGUCACCUGUGGACAUGGGGUGAUCAGGGCCUACAACUGUAGUCUGGGUCAGAACCUUCACUGCUGGGCUUUAAAUGUGACAGAAGCCUUCAACGGCUCAUCCAGCCCGGCCAUGGCUCAGGACCGCGGCAGGUACGACUUCUACAUCGGCCUGGCCCUGGCCAUCAGCUCCAGCAUCUUCAUCGGAGGAAGCUUCAUCCUGAAGAAGAAGGGUCUGCUGCGUCUGGCCCGGAAAGGCUCCAUGAGAGCAGGUCAGGGAGGCCACGCCUACCUGAAGGAAUGGCUGUGGUGGGCGGGGCUACUCUCAAUGGGCGCCGGUGAGGCAGCCAACUUUGCAGCCUACGCCUUUGCUCCGGCGACUCUGGUGACCCCUCUUGGAGCUCUGAGUGUCCUGGUCAGUGCCGUGCUUUCCUCCUACUUCCUGUCGGAGCGCCUCAACCUGCACGGAAAAUUAGGCUGCCUGCUGAGCAUUCUGGGAAGUACCAACAUGGUGAUCCAUGCGCCUCAGGAAGAGGAGAUCAACAGUCUGGAGGACAUGGCCCACAAACUGGUGGACCCAGGAUUUUUUGCGUUCGCCUCGUUGGUCGUCCUCACGGCCCUGGUUUUCAUUUUCGUGGUCGCUCCUCGUCACGGUCAGACCAACAUCCUGGUCUACAUCACCAUCUGCUCCGUGAUCGGGGCGCUAUCCGUGUCCUGCGUCAAAGGCCUGGGCAUCGCCAUCAAGGAGGCGCUGAGCGGCAGGAACGUGAGCCGGAGUCCACUGGCGUGGCUCCUCCUGCUGGGCCUGCUGGGAUGUGUCAGCACGCAAAUCAACUACCUGAACAAAGCGCUGGACAUCUUCAACACCUCCCUGGUCACGCCCAUCUACUACGUCUUCUUCACCACCUCCGUCCUCACCUGCUCCGCCAUCCUCUUCAAAGAGUGGGAGCACAUGGCGGUGGAUGACAUCAUUGGAACGCUGAGCGGCUUCCUCACCAUCAUCGUGGGAAUCUUCCUGCUGCACGCCUUCAAGGACGUCAGCAUCAGCCUGGCAUCGCUCGCCGUCUCCAUAAGGAAGGAGGAACGCGCUGCCGUCUUCCCUCACACGGCCAACGGGGCGGCGUCAGGAGCAGCCGCACACGGAUCCUACCAACUCCUGCGGGAGUCCACAGAGGACGUGGACGACAGAGACGUCAGUUUGUCCUUUGACAGCGUCUCCAGGAGGAACGGCGCGAUGAUGUCAUCCAUGGAACACUGAGGAACUGAAUGAUUUUUAAACCAAGAGUUGUACGGACCAAUCACACGCUACGGAAGAUGAUUUAGGAAACGGGGAAAAAGGUGAACUCUUAGAAUUAACUGAUUAUAGUCAUGUUGAAUCCCAGAAUUCCAAUUUGAAAUUAGAAUAAUGACAGGGCAGAAUUCUGGGACUGCACUGUCAUGGCUUUUGACUGUAAUGGGAACUGUGACAUUCCCAGUGUUCCUGUCUUCAUACCCUGACAGUUCCUGAUGGCGUUCCGUACGUCGGUCGUUGAUGGUGAGGACAAUCGGUGAUGUGGACCAGUGGAUUUGUUUGCCUUAUUUAAAGGGACAGUUUCAGAAACACAAAGGUGCUUUAGCCUGAUGUGAGUGUGCAGUGAGUGCCCCCUGCUGCUGGGAAGAGCAGCUUCACUUCCCCAGAGUCACUACAAAGUCUUUAUUUCUGCAAAGGUGAGGAUGUAGCAUCGUUGUAGCGCUCCACCCACUCUGACUACAUCAGUAGUUAUUUCCUGUUCAUGACUCCGUCCACAUUUAGCUUCUCAACAUGUUGAUUUUCAAACUGUCCCUUUAGUCUAUUCCUGUGUAGCCUGUAAAAAUGAGCUUUUUUAAACAGAGCUUUUGUUAUGGGUGAAAAGUCGUGCACUGAUUUUUAAUUUCUAUCAAUUUAACAAGAGUUUUAUUUUCUCUGGACCUGAGGCUGCGCCCUCUGAUGACGACACGUUGGAUAACAACGUUGAUUAUUUGUUCACUCUGAAAAUUUUUGUAACAAACACUGAAGACGAAGCUGCAGAUUUGUUACAUAUUUAUUGAAUUAAAAUGAUUUAAAACAGUGAAUAAAUGCUGAAACACUA
This is a messenger RNA of Cynoglossus semilaevis (tongue sole), 2529 nucleotides long. RefSeq names its product NIPA magnesium transporter 2 (gene nipa2). Gene Ontology annotation, cellular component: membrane. The record is from RefSeq and is a predicted model, not a curated record. Lineage: Eukaryota; Metazoa; Chordata; Actinopteri; Pleuronectiformes; Cynoglossidae. The coding region runs from base 396 to 1679 and encodes 427 amino acids. The transcript is spliced from 6 exons. Gene Ontology annotation, molecular function: magnesium ion transmembrane transporter activity. Gene Ontology annotation, biological process: magnesium ion transport.